GCACAAGUUCGCUUUUCUGCUUUGGUUUAUCAACAUGCAUGUAAUUAUACAUGGGAACACUGCAGAUAAUGAGAGUUCAGAUGUUAAGGGCAUAAUAGGAGCUAUUUUAGAUAGCAGUUCUCGCAUUGGCCAAGAGCAUGCAGUGGCUAUAAAUCUGGCAUUGGAGGACUUUCAUCAAAAAAACAAUCUGAGUUUUGCUCUGCAUGUAAGAAACUCUCAAGGAGAUCCUCUUUUGGCAGCUACCGCAGCUAGAGAUCUCAUCGAUAAUCAAAAGGUGCAAGCCAUCAUUGGACCACAAACAUGGGCAGAGACAUCUUUAGUUGCUGAAGUUUGUACCCAAAAGAGCAUACCUUUCCUUUCUCUAGCGGAUGCAACUCCAGAAUGGGCAAUGAAGAAGUGGCCCUUCCUGCUGCAAUCCUCUCCUAGGCAAAUUAUGCAGAUGAAAGCUAUUGCUGAAAUUGUAAAGUCUUGGAAACUCUAUAAUGUCAGCAUGAUAUAUGAAGAUGGAGACUCGUCAUCCACUGAAGUUUUAUCUCGGCUCUCUGAAGCUCUUACAUCAGUUGGCACAGAAUUAAGCAAUGUUCUAACAGUUCCACCUCUAGUUUCUUCUUCAUUGUCUCAACAACUUGAGAAGCUAAGAGAAGGACAAUGCAGAGUCCUUAUUGUCCAUUUGUCCUUUCCUUUGGCACUACACCUGUUUGAAACUGCAAAAAGAAUGGAUAUGAUGGGGGAAGGUAAUGUAUGGAUUACUACUGGUACCUUUACAAGCCUUGUUCAUUCCUUGAAUGCAUCCACUAUCUCCAAUAUGCAAGGGGUUAUUGGAGUCAAGAGCUAUAUCCCAAAACUAUGGCACCAGUAUGGAAACUUCUACCAUAGAUUUCGGAAAAAAUUUAGCUCGGAGAAUUUUGAAGAGUUUAAUUAUGAGCCUGGAAUCUUUGCCACCGAAGCUUAUGAUGCUGCAACGAUUGUGGUUGAUUCAAUGAGGAAAACCAACAAAAAAGGGGGUCAAUUUUUGCUGGAUAAGAUUUUACGUAGUAAUUUUACUGGCUUAAGUGGACAAAUUCAGUUCAAUGGACAUGAAAGAGCUCCAAAACAUACUUUUCAAAUCAUUAAUGUGAUUGGGAGUAGCUACAGGGAAAUUGGGUUCUGGUCAGAUGGACUUGGUUUCUCAAAAUCUUUGGAUCCUAAUGCUUCUUACAGUUCUUCAGUGAAGGAAUUAGGAAAGGUAGUUAAUCCAACAUGUGACAUACGACUAAGGAUUGGUGUCCCCUCCAUGUCAAUCUUCAAACAGUAUGCCAAUGUUAUUCAAGAUCACUCAGAAAAUGUUACUUCCUUCAAGGGAUUUGCCAUAGAUCUUUUCUAUGAAACAGUAAAAAAAUUGCCAUACCAUCUGGAAUAUGAUUAUUUUGCGUUUAAUGGCACAUAUGAUGAGCUGGUGAAGCAAGUUUAUCUGAAGAACUAUGAUGCAGUUGUUGGUGAUGUAACAAUAGUGUCCACGCGUUAUGAAUAUGCAUCAUUCACUCAACCCUUUACUGAUACGGGACUGGUGAUGGUUGUUCCUGUAAAAUCAAAAACAGGUGGUAGAACGUGGCUAUUCAUGAAGCCUUUCACAAAGCUCAUGUGGAUUCUAAUAUUGGUCAUCAUUUUCUACAAUGGCUUUGUUGUAUGGAUGAUUGAAAGAAACCACUGCCCUGAACUGAAGGGCCCUAUUCUGCAUCAAACCACAACUAUGCUGUGGUUGGCUUUCUGUUCUCUGUUCUCUUUGAAUGGGGACAGGUUGCAUAGCAAUUUAUCAAGGGUGGCAAUGGUAGUAUGGUUUUUUGUGGCUCUAAUCAUUACGCAGAUUUACACUGCUAGCCUUGCCAGCAUGUUGAUUGUUGAACAGUUUGAACCAACUGUAGACAGCAUUCAGCAGCUAAAGAACAACAAUGCCAUUGUAGGAUGUGAUAGAGGAUCCUACUUGCAAAGAUAUCUGCAGGAUGCAUUGGGCAUCAAUGCUGAAAACAUCAAGCAGUUUGACUCACAAGAGAGCCAUGCUAAUGCCCUAAGAAACAAAAAAAUAGCAGCUGUCUUCCUUGAUGUUCCUGGGGCCAAAAUUUUCCUUGCAAAGUACUGUAAAGGGUUUGUUCAAGCAGGGCCUAUAUACAAACUUGGAGGAUAUGGAUUUGUAUUUCCAAGGGGAUCUCCAUUGCUUCCUGGUGUAAACCAAGCCCUGCUGAACAUAUCUGAAAGUGGCACACUUCGUGAUCUCGAAAACAGUAUGCUUGCAUCAGAGAAAUGUAAAGACAUAAUUGACCCAGGUGCAGAAACUACUAGUCUUAGCCCUGCAAGCUUCAUGGUGCUCUUCAUCUUAACUGGAGGCACUUCAACAACUGCUCUCUUAAUUUACAUAUUUUCUGAGAGUUAUUUAUGGCCUGGACAGAGAACAAUGUGGAGUCUAAUGAUGGCUGUGAUUAAACAUUGGAGAUCUCAAAAGAGACUGUUUUCAAGAAGAGUCCACAAUGUUGCAAAAAGUCCUUUAAACUUUGCGACCUAGGAAAGGCCAAUAUCUGAUUCAGUUGAUGAUCUGUUAAAAGCUGUUGCGUACUAUUAGCAAAAUAGUAAAAAGCCAAGUCUUCCUUGGUUUCCUGGAAGUCUUAUUUUUUUCCCUGAAAUUUCCACAAUGAAUCAGUCUACUCAGGAACAGUUGAAAACAAAGGAAGUGAAUAUACUAUAAAAAGAAAAGAAGCGUAACUUCGAAUUCAAAUAAUAAAUUCUUGGUAGAAACUUUCCAAAGUGAAAUAGUAAGUGAUUAGCAGAGCACAUGCAUGUUGCAUAGCAUAACAUUUAUUCAAGUCUGUCUAGUCAUAGAGUUAGUUUGCAAAAUAAGAAUGAGUACAUAAAUAUUUUCAAGUCGGAGGUCUUUAGUUUGAUUCCUGUAAAAAAACAAUACUUGUGGAGGGGUGAACCAGAACCAGCUUUUGCAGGACUAACUCUGAAAGAGGGGUCCAAAAAAAUCAAAAGCUUACCAUUACAUUCCAAU
Glycine soja is the source of this 3022-nucleotide messenger RNA. Its product is annotated as glutamate receptor 2.8-like. Lineage: Eukaryota; Viridiplantae; Streptophyta; Magnoliopsida; Fabales; Fabaceae. Gene Ontology annotation, molecular function: signaling receptor activity; ligand-gated monoatomic ion channel activity. The transcript is spliced from 5 exons. The record is from RefSeq and is a predicted model, not a curated record. The coding region runs from base 35 to 2536 and encodes 833 amino acids. Gene Ontology annotation, cellular component: plasma membrane.